AUGGAAUUAACUCGUGUUUCUGAACCUGAUAUCUCUGUGGUGAAAAAAGACAGAGACGAUGUGAAUUACCGCCUUAAAGCUGGAAUAUUUUUAACUUCUGUAACAGCUGUCUCAGCAUUAGUUGCAUUUGGAAUGACACUUGCAGCUGCUAAGAAAAAGGACCCUGUAAUGUUUGAAAAAGGAACUCGCAUUACAAGGGAUUUGCAAGAGACUGGUAUGGAUUUAGCAAUGAGAGCUUUAAAAUGGGGAACAUUUUAUGCUGUUUCUGGAUGCUCAUUGGUUGCUUUUGGAGUAUGGACACUCUCUGGUGCAUCAAAUAUGGAAGAAUUUCGCUACAAGAUGGGUAGUAUUCUACCUCAGAUUAAAAGAAAUAACCCACCCAUUGGAAGGACUGAAUUCUCUGGUAUGAAUGACCUCCUUAGUUAUGUAUCUGAAGAAUAUCAGAAAGAUACUGCAAAGCAUAACCCUAGAUAA
This is a messenger RNA of Nezara viridula (southern green stink bug), 474 nucleotides long. NCBI's taxonomy places the organism in Eukaryota, Metazoa, Arthropoda, Insecta, Hemiptera, Pentatomidae. The record is from the annotation of a GenBank genome assembly.